Messenger RNA from Cajanus cajan (pigeon pea), 1421 nucleotides. RefSeq lists its product as uncharacterized. Gene Ontology annotation, molecular function: RNA binding. The record is from RefSeq and is a predicted model, not a curated record. Lineage: Eukaryota; Viridiplantae; Streptophyta; Magnoliopsida; Fabales; Fabaceae.
AGUAUCUUGCCUCUUUAAGCUCUACAUAAACCCAUUCCAUUUCCCCGAAAACUAGAUAUCUUGCUUUAGGGUUUUAGGAAUAGACAGAGUCUGGAGAGAAGUGAACACAGCAAUGGCUUUCUUUGGUAGAAUUGGGAAUUUGUUAAGACAUGCUGCGAGCAGGCAGGUUAGCUCGGAAUUGCGUUCAUCCCCUUCUUUUUUUCAGGCUAUACGCUGCAUGUCUUCUGCUCCAAGCUCCAAGCUGUUUAUAGGAGGUGUUUCGUAUUCUACUGAUGAGCAAAGUUUGAGGGAAGCUUUUUCAAAAUAUGGUGAAGUUGUUGAUGCAAGGAUAAUUAUGGAUCGUGAGACUGGUAGAUCCAGAGGAUUUGGCUUUAUUACAUACACUUCAGUUGAGGAGGCUUCGAGUGCCAUUCAGGCCUUGGACGGUCAGGACCUUCACGGUCGCCAGAUUAAGGUAAAUUACGCUAAUGAAAGAACUCGUGGUGGUGGUGGUGGCUUUGGUGGUUCCUAUGGUGCUGGAGCUGGUGGUGGCUAUGGAGGUGGUUAUGGUGGUGGCGGCUACGGUGGUGGUGGCUAUGGUAGAAAUGCAGCUGGUGGUUAUGGGGGUGCUGGCUAUGGUGGAAAUGCAGCUGGCAGUUAUGGGGGUGGUGGAUAUGGUGGUGGCGACUAUGGAUCAGGUGGCAAUUAUGGGGACAGUGGCUCUGUCAAUAACUACUCUGCUCCAGAUAAUUUUGGAGCUAGUAGUGCUGGUGGCAGUUACAGUGGGGGUGGGAUAAAUUAUGGGAAUGAUGGAAACACUUACGCAGGUGGAAGCAGUGGAGGCUAUGGUGGUAACAGUGGAAGUUUUGGCGAUGCUGGUGGUGUAGGCAAUCAGGAAAUUUCUGGUGGUUUUGGCAGUAGUGGAUAUGAUGGAAAUGCCGUGGAUGGUAGUGGCGGUACAGGUACUGGCCCCAGCGGCUUUGCUGAUGGAUUUGAUGGAAGUGGGGGGUUGGAAUUUGGCAGCACUGGCCAAUUGGACAGCAAAACAAACAGCAACGGAAAUGAGGAUUUGGGAGAUUACAGGGACGACAAUGAUGAUGCUGAUGAUUUUGCCAAAAGAGCUUGAUGGAAGUUUUUAGUUUUUAGAUUUCUACUGCUCGUGUUCUGUACCGUACCUCUUCCUAAAAUCUCUAUGGACUCAACCUGAUGAGCAUUUCAGGCAUUGUUAUCUUUAUCAGCUGGACAUGGCUGAAAAGGAAGUUAUGUACGUCCAUCUUAAUCGUCUUUCAUUCCUUAUUUUCUUAAGAAUCAGAUAUCUCAUUUUUGUUUCUUUGAGGUGGUUUAGUAUUAACCGAAUUUGAGAUCUUCAUACAGCAUGUAAAUCAGUGAAUUGUUCCAAGUUGUCAUAACAAUUGAAGACGUAUGUGGGAAUUUUAUGAUCA